AUGGUGCUGGAAUUGCACAUAUGGGGCCCUGCAUUUGAUCUGCCCUCGAUCGACGCUCAGUGUCUUGCCGCUGUCUGUUACCUGCGAAAAUGUCUGCCCGUGGACGCCUGGGCAUUGAUUCCCUCGAGCGACCCGGCCGUCAGCCCUCUUGGAGAACUUCCAGCGCUGCGCGAUGGGGAUAGCUGGGUAGCCGGGUUCGAUAACAUAGUCCGGUAUUUACGGGAUGUUUCAGACGGAGAAUGGAAUCUCGACAGGCACCUCGAUGAAUCUCAACGGGCCGACUGCACGGCACUGACGUCUUUUCUCGAAUCCCGCGGACAGCCUCUUCUCGACUUAUGUCUCUAUGUGAGCAGCGACAAUUACCUGGGUAGCACCAGGCAAGCUCUGGGCGAGAUCUUGGCGUGGCCGAACAGCUGGACUGUCCCACACCACCUACGAGCGAAGGCGAAGAAGAGAUCGGAACAUCUGGGCCUCAGUAGUUUGGACGUGGACGCGGCCCAGGAGGACAAGAGCGAGGAUGCCAGGCUGACAGCACAUAUCCCCAAGUCGUUGAGGAAACCCAGGCAGACGGUCAGUGGCCUUCUCGGACGCAACAUGCAGAAGAACAGAUUCCGGUUGGAUGCCAUCAUCUCGGAUUUCUUCGAACCAUUGGUGGAGAUGCUGGGAGACAAGGAGUUCUUCCUUGGAGACAAGGAAAGCAGCGUGGACUGUCUGGCGACUGGGUACCUCGCUCUCAUGCAGUGCCCCGAAUUACCGCAAGGAUGGUUGAAGGAGGCUCUCAGAAACAAAUACCCGAACUUGGAUCACUGGAUCCGGACGCGUGUCGUGGAGGUGUAUGGAGCGCCGGUUGAUGUCGCCAUGGUGCUGCACCAGAAGGAGGGCUCCGCUUCAGCAGAAAUGGUCUUACCAUGGCGGAGUCCUGGAAAAAGAAGCUUGCCACAGGUCAUGCAGGCGGUUCUGGAGAGCUGCAUUAGUCCUAUUCCUGUCCUCGGUUCUUGGUUCUCGAUAUCGGAUAUCGGAAGGCCACGGCCAGGAAAUCUCGACCGUCACCAGGCGAGGCAGGCGACACUGGCGCAGCUUCGCCGGCGACGAGAGGUCUAUGUUCAGGUUUUAGCCUCCACCUGUGCCGUCACGGGUUUGGUGGGCUGGCUGCUCUACAAGGGCAUGUUACAGCUGCCUCGUCGAGCGCCGACACCACCUAGAGGACGCAGCUUCGGCGAAGCGGGAGCUCUUUUUGGACUGGGAUAA
Messenger RNA from Capronia coronata CBS 617.96, 1248 nucleotides. RefSeq lists its product as uncharacterized. Gene Ontology annotation, cellular component: SAM complex. Lineage: Eukaryota; Fungi; Ascomycota; Eurotiomycetes; Chaetothyriales; Herpotrichiellaceae. The transcript has a single exon. Bases 1 to 1248 code for a protein of 415 amino acids. Gene Ontology annotation, biological process: mitochondrion organization. The record is from RefSeq and is a predicted model, not a curated record.